AUGACUGGGCUUUCUCUAUACAGUGCAGGAUGGUGCAUUCGCUUACUUCAGCUGCCACUGUAUCGUCUAAUCUCAGUAUCAACAGGGAAUCCAAGCAGCUUGUUUGAGAAAACCGUUAGCCUCAUCCACAGCAACUAUCAAAAUGUCAACUUCAACACCAACACCCGCGUGGCUCCUCGUGCUACCAGCUUAGGGCCUUCUCGUAUCCACUGUCACGAGCGCCGGAAGGCUCUUCUCAACCUUCCCCGUGACCGCCACAUUACAGAUUACUGCGGUCUCGCCUAUAUGCGGCUGAGCUGUGCACAAGGCUGCAUCACUGCAUGGCAUGUUGGGUUUCAAUUCCUUGCUGGUCCCAGUGCAGAUUGCCACGCACCCACGGUUGACUGUACCCAAAUACUCGGUUAG
Fusarium mangiferae is the source of this 405-nucleotide messenger RNA. RefSeq lists its product as uncharacterized. Lineage: Eukaryota; Fungi; Ascomycota; Sordariomycetes; Hypocreales; Nectriaceae. The transcript has 2 exons. The record is from RefSeq and is a predicted model, not a curated record. Bases 1 to 405 code for a protein of 134 amino acids.